UAACUCAGAUAACUGCACUAAUGCUGAGAUUCUCAAUCAAGACUCAUCUUAUAAAAUAUUUUGUAAAAUUCACACAAAACGUUGAGAAUUUCAAAUGAGUCAAACAAUCGCAAAAAAUUUCAGAAACUUCAUUUGUUCUUUCAGACGCACUAUCAAGAAAAAUUUUGGAGCAACUUUUUCACUAUCCAAUUCCAGUUUCAAAUACCAACGCUCUAUAUCCCAGCCACUAUUACAUUUUUUGAAAACUGUGAAAUAGAUGGAAUUUUUUCAACAGAUAGAAGAUAAAAAUUGCUUUGCUAGGUGUAAUUUUUCACGCUCUUUCUCGUGGUAUGCUUUUCAGUGAGUUAAAGUGUGAUUUUUUUGUUCCGAAAUUUGGAAUUUUCGAAGUUGUGAAUUGUAUGCAUUGCAACUCGACUUUCGAACCAAAAUUUCAAAAUUUUUUAAAAAUCUUUUUGCCAGUAGAGAGCUGCCACUCUUCUACAUCAGUUGGUGUGUUUCUCAAAAAAAAUUUACGGGAAAUCUGGCGAAAAAUUCGAAAAAACUCCAAGUGGUCUUAUAUUUUUAGCCACCGAAAAACGGUCUCUUUUUUUUCAAACUUUUUUUGCGUGAUAACCAUGUAAUAUUCGAACAUUAUUUUUAAUAGAUUUUGAAAGAGGACAAAAUCUAUAUCCUAGAGUAAAACCGAGCACAGUAUGUCUUCUAGUCAAGGAGAAAAAUAAGCGGAAAACCAAACAACCAAGGUGAAUCUAUAAUUUUGGCCACUACUGUAUAAAAGCAUCACUUACCAUAUAAAACUAAAUUAUCUUUCACUUUCCUCAACCGCUCGGUGCUUAUCUAUGACUUCAGAAAAUUCUUCAUCCGAGAUACUGCGAAAUAAUGUUCUAAGAGAGAAAGGGGGCUCAUAGGCUACUCGAUUAUGGAUGUCUAAAACUUCCUAGUUUUCAAGUAAGAACUAUUUUUCUCGAUACAGGAACACUUGUAAGAGAAAAUAAGGUCAUAUUCGGAUUCAGCACGACGAAAAUUGACGAAAAUUGACUUUUUUGAUAGAAAGAGUUCUUUUAAAAGAAAUUCAGGCGCUUAGAAAUGCAGUAUAACUUAGUGAAAGAAAAAGAUGUCUUCUGAGUAUCCAUAAACUAAUCAUCUAAUUAGGAUUUUAAUGUAGCUCAGUAAUCUGUUCUGAACUUGAAUCAAUAAUCAAAACAUAUUGGAUCACACGUCAAAAACAUAUAUGCAACAGAUAUGCCAUUUGGCUAUCUGUAGUGAUUCUAGAGAGAACAACAUUUUUUCUAGAAUUGCCUAUUUCCCAUGCCAUUGUUUGUGCUAAUAGAAAAUGCUUCAAUCAUAUUAUACUUGAAAUGUUCUCCAAUUUCAUUCACACUUACCUUUCCUUCGCCCUCUAGUUUCACCAUUAUUCAGAAUUAGACGAAUGUCUUAUAUGUUCAGUUCUAUAGUUCUUGUCCUUUGCAAAAAUAUUUUUUCAGUUCCUCAAUGUCGUGCAAUGUGUCAACAGACAAAAUUUGAAUUCUAUGGUAGUCAAAACUACAGUUUUCAUGUGUUUUUCGAAGCUUGCAAAGGCAGUGUAACGAAUUACUUUUUGUUGCACUACUGGUCUACCUAUGGUUGACAUGUUAUAAUAAAAAGACUACGUGAUUGAUUAACCAACAGUUAAGCUCUCAUGAUAUUUGAGAAAUGCCUUAUAAAACCAUAUACAUAUAUUUUGCCGGAACUUUCAACUUCUUUGAACUCAUUCACGUGCUCAAGAGCAUGAAUUAUAGGAUUAAACAUUGGACAACAUCAAAUAAGUUUAUGAAAGUCUGAUUUCUUGAAUUCCUACCUGAAAAAAGUCGUUUCUGAAAUUUUUUGCGAUUGUUUGACUCAUUUGAAAUUCUCAACGUUUUGUGUGAAUUUUACAAAAUAUUUUAUAAGAUGAGUCUUGAUUGAGAAUCUCAGCAUUAGUGCAGUUAUCUGAGUUACCCAAACCGAAUAAUAUAUUGAUCUUUCUAGUUCUGGUGAAAAUGAUAUUGAUGAAAGUGGCUAUGAGUAUGAAGAAGGUGCAAUAAAUAUGAUUAAUAUGUGUUUAACUCCCACUGAUUUUGAACGUUAUUGUAUCGGUGAUUCAUGGAUUCCAUCACCGAUGUCUCUAUUAGAGACAGAUUAUAGAGAUCAACAGCAACAAUCCCAAUAUUUACCAUCCAGAGUCACAGCAACAGUCAACACCACUGCUUCAAUACCGUUGGGGAAUACUAUGAGUGCUAACUUAGAAAUAUUGACAACUGAUAUCAAUGAUGCUGUUCAAAGAGCGUUAGAUAAUUGGAAAAUAAAUAAUAACAAUAGCUCAUCCAAUAAUGAAAUUUUAGAAUCACUUUGCGCACCAAUAAAUAAUGAUCAUCAACAGACAAAUGGAAAAUAUUAUGAUCAUAAUCAUCGGCUAACAGCAGUAAAUGAAACAUUACCAUUCAAUUAUGAAGAUUAUUUGCUGUCAAACAGAAAUAUUGCUUUGCUAGAUGAACGAGAUUAUGAGAGAAAUGAUCCAGACGACAAUAUAUUAGAAUACGAUGGUACACCACUGCGAAUAUCAGCUAUGUUACGUUGUUCUAAUCGAAAUGAAAUACGUAAUAACGAUAAUGACAUAAGUAUUGGUAACAAUGAAAGCGAUGUUACUAGAGCACAUCCGACUGUCCAUAUUCGAAAUGAGAUCCUUAAUAGUACUAACGAACAAAGUCAACCAACAGUACUUGAUCUUUCAGUAAUAACACAUUCUGAUACAGCACAGACCAUAACAGUGGAACAACCAUCAUCAAAUGUGCCCCCAGAAUCUGUUGUCGAAAAUCAUGCAUCACAGAACGCCUAUAAUGUUUAUCGCAAUUAUGAUCCAUCAACAUGCAAUAACACUUCUCAAGAACAACGACAACAAGCACGAGAAAGUCGUCACUCUCACGGUCAUCAUCGACAUCGACAUUCGAAACAUUGA
This is a messenger RNA of Didymodactylos carnosus, 2971 nucleotides long. The record is from the annotation of a GenBank genome assembly. Lineage: Eukaryota; Metazoa; Rotifera; Eurotatoria; Philodinida; Philodinidae.